AUGAAUCCGAUGGAAAUUCAACAACAACUAAUUGAUCAACGACGUGGUCGUUAUGUACGUGUCAGUGAUAUUGACCGACGACAAUUGAUUGAAACAUAUAGAAAAGGGGAAGAUUUUAUAGCACUUGCUAAAAAACUUAAUAUUAAACGAUCAACAGCUCGCAGUAUUCUUCGAACUUACAUUGAUGAAGGACGUAUCUCAGCAAAACAACGCGCUGGUACACGUCUUCGUUUUAUAACUGAAACAGAAGCUGAAAUGAUACGAGAAAUGAAACGACGUCAUCCGUUAAUAACAAUUGGUCAAAUUCAAAUGCGUCUACAACGUACAUCAAAUCGUGUUUUAAGUAAAGCAUCUAUAUCGCGUAUAUUAACAAAUAGUAUACGUUUGGGUAAGCGUGCUAAGCGUUCAGUUGACGGUGAAACUGAUGAUCAAGAUGGAAUGAAUACAAGUAUGAUCAAUGGUCAAGAUGAACUUACUCAGUUGUCUUCCGAUGAGGGCGCAGGUGGAGGUGUUUAUAUUGAUGAUGAAAUUGAUGAUGAUGACGAUGAUGACGAAGAAGAAGAAGAAGAUGAUGAAGUUAUCGGAAAGAAUUCAUCGAUACAAAAUCUUGACGAUUUUCAACGUUUUAUGUUACGUAAAACUAGUAUUAAUGAAGAUGAAUCAAAUGGUAAUGAAAAUAUAUCGUAUACUACAAAAGAGCAACUCGAUGAAAAUGGUAAUCCUUCAUAUCCAAUCUAUCCUAGUGAAGAUGAAGACGGCUUAUCAGAAAUGGAUGAAAAUGAAACAAAAUCUUCAGUCGAUCUUCCAUUACGUCCUCCUUCUACACAUAAUACUAAUCAAGAAAAUCCUCCUAUUUCAAACGAAACCGUCAGUUGGACUCCCAUAAAAUCUGAACCUGUUUGUGUAUUUGUUAAUCGAAAUUUCGAUUCAUCUGAUAGCGAACAUGUCACUAAUAUUGAUGAUGAAACGAAUAAAAUUAUUCUCAAUACGCAAUCAACAGCAAAUCGUCGUGUUAAAACAUGCCCAAUAUGUGAUGAGAAAAAUUUUUCUCGACUUUCUCAUCAUCUUACUGUUGCACAUAAUCUUAAUCGUGAAGAAAGUUUAACAUUACUGGCCUAUGCAGAUCGUAACAAUAAUAAUCAUAAUCAUACGAACGCUCGUCAUUCUUCAAUGGCAACCGUUAGCGGUAGUUCACCAAUAAAUUCAGUCGCAAAUCAUAUUGACAAGAGUCCUCAACAAACUCCAAUUACUAUUAAUACAAAUAAUCAACAGAUAACAUCGUCUGGUCCAUCACCACCUGUGACCGAUUCUGAUAAUAACAAUAAUAAUAAUCAUUUAACAACAGCAACAGGUUCAUCACCGUAUGAACAACAAUCAUCCAAUUAUUUACCUAUCGAUGGUAAAAAACGUUUAUUAUGUCCACGUUGUAAUACAUGGGUAUUGAAUUUAACCGAUCAUUUAAUAAAGAAACAUCACUUGGUAUCAAAACAAGAACGUUUACCAUUUUUACGUUUAGCACGAAAUCGAAAUUCAACAAUGAAUACAGAAAAACCAGCAACUAGUCCAUUUUUUAUUACUUCAAAUGAUCAACAAACUAUUUCAGCAGCGAAUAAAAAAUAUCAAAGUAUAAUAAAAAAAUAUCGGAAACAAGAUACAACUGCUAUUUCGAUAUCGUCACCUUCAUCGUCAAUAGCAAAUCAUGAAACAUCAUCAAAUAAUGUUAAUCAAAAUUUCUUAACAAUAAAUAAUUCAUCUAAACAAAUUCUUCCAUCAAGAAACUCAAAUAUCACUAAAGAUGUUUCUAUUCAGCAAAAAUUUGAACAACGUUUAUCUGUAUUUCGCCAACAAUUUGCUGUUACAAUUACAAUGCAAAAUUCUCUAAUGCAACAAAUGGAAUUAUUACAAAGAAGUUUUGUUUCAAUUGAAGAUGAAUGGAAUGAUAUGAGAAAAGAAAUUGUUCAAUCUGUAUCUUAA
Molecule: messenger RNA, 1974 nt
Organism: Rotaria socialis
Lineage: Eukaryota; Metazoa; Rotifera; Eurotatoria; Philodinida; Philodinidae
Source: the annotation of a GenBank genome assembly